This is a messenger RNA of Xenopus laevis (African clawed frog), 1832 nucleotides long. RefSeq names its product lck-interacting transmembrane adapter 1. The transcript is spliced from 5 exons. Bases 846 to 1547 code for a protein of 233 amino acids. The record is from RefSeq and is a predicted model, not a curated record. NCBI's taxonomy places the organism in Eukaryota, Metazoa, Chordata, Amphibia, Anura, Pipidae.
CACCAGGGGGAAAUAUUGGGUAACACUCCCACUAUGGGACUAUACGUGUGUGUGAUACAGCUGCUGUAAUAGAAGUUUAAGCGGGAUGCUCACAAACACAAAGUUCACCAUUUCUGUAAUCGUAGCUGCCAAUCAGAAAUGUGUUUGCAUUAGCAUAACUGCACCAGAGUGAAUCUACUAGUUGACUCCUAUGGGUCACUACUCAAAUACAAAUUUAGUCUGUAUUAAUGAAUCGGCACUUGUGCGUGACACAGCUAUGUGCUAUUCUCUGGGGCAGAUACUGACUAGAGGGUCACAUGAGAGGCACAGCUACCCCUUAGUCCUCCCAGCACAGCUCUCUCCAUGUCAGGAAUGUGACUGAUGUACAAGUGAGAGCAGGCCUGGACUGGCAAUAGGUCAGUUCGGGCAAUUGCCCGAAAGGCCGCAUUAUGGUUUGUCCAAGUGGGCCGCUUCUAAUCCUGAUUAGAAACUAUGCUGCAGCCGCAGCGUCUCUCACUAAUGACUUCCGGCUGUUUCUGGAAGGCAGCCUGACACAGUGGGACAAGCAGUCCGAAUAGUUAGCUUGGGGGAGGACAUUGUAUCUACUUAGCCAUCUCCCCCUCCUGCAGGCAGUGUGCGAUCAUUUCACUAUCGCUCUUGUGACCUGCUGCAGCUCCCGCCUCCCACCAAUACUAACUUCAAGAAGAGAUCCGCAGUCGGAAGAACAAGUGCGGGAGGGAGAGGCCUCUGAAUUUCUGUGCAGCUCUGGUGAGCCAACGAGGGGCGAAAGAAGGGUGGAUAAUGAGCAAUGUCAGGGUGUGGAGGAGGAGGAUGACGGAAGCAGCUAAUGCAGGAAGAAAAGGAAGAUGCAGAGAGCACAGAGCAAGUAUCCCAGUGGGGUGGCCUUGGUGGAUGUGUCUCUGCUGCGUCAAACCCAGCUGCGCUCUCUCAGUAAGUCUGACACCAAACUGCAUGAGAUCCAGCGACCCCGUCCAGGAUACCCCCAGCUCAGGCCAAUCAGUAUGGACCCUGUGUACCCUCCGUCCAAGUGGCAAGUCCCAUGUCCCAGAGCUGAUAAUGAUGACACUUACUCCAACCUGGCUUUUGCCCCUCAGCCACUCACGUUCAGUGGGUAUGAGACUGUGGGCUUCACAGUGGAGCCAAAUAGGCCAGCCAGUGGUGCUGCAGAGUAUGCCUGUAUACGGAAAGGGAACAAAAGUGGCGGUUCAGGAGUCCAGAAGCAGAACCGGGACCAGUGGCCCAUGGUUCCAUCCCCCUCCCCUGAGACAGAUGCUCUCAAACUGGAGGAGAUGUACUCUAAAGUGAACAAGAAGAAGAAGCCCAUGGACGUAUCAACCAGACAGGGGGCCACUGAGAAAGCUCCAGCCUUUGGCAUGACUGCUGGCAAUUCCCCCAAACGGGUUCUUUCUGCCCAAUCAGAGGAGGAGGACCUGUAUGAAAGCAUCAGUGAAAUGGACAGCUGUGCCCCAGAGUCUGAUGGAAAUGGCGAGGGGGAGUUAUCACAGAAUUUUAGCUUCCCCCACACUAAUACUGGGAGAAACUGCUGACUGGGGGCAGGAGUGGGGCCCCACCAGGCUUCUGACACAUGGAUUGCCAGCAUGAGAUGAGCACAUAUCAGGGGCGUAACUACAGAGGAAGCAGAUCCUGCGGCUGCAGGGGGGCCUAGGAGGUAUAGGGGAUCUCACAAGACCCUUAAUACAUGAGCAAUAUCAACACAUAUUGGUAAAACAGGACAACCUCUGGAUAUGUUGGGGGCCCUAAAAUGAAUGUGCUGUGGGGCCCAGUAUAAUCUAGUUAUGCCACUGGCACAUAUAAAAGCUUUAUUCAGGGAA